This is a messenger RNA of Centropristis striata (black sea bass), 4812 nucleotides long. RefSeq names its product suppressor of tumorigenicity 14 protein homolog. The record is from RefSeq and is a predicted model, not a curated record. Gene Ontology annotation, biological process: proteolysis; acrosome reaction. Bases 96 to 2756 code for a protein of 886 amino acids. NCBI's taxonomy places the organism in Eukaryota, Metazoa, Chordata, Actinopteri, Perciformes, Serranidae. Gene Ontology annotation, molecular function: protein binding; serine-type endopeptidase activity. The transcript is spliced from 19 exons.
AAGGAAACUACAGCGGGGGUUUCCUCUCUCUCCAUCGUUUCUAUGCCUGAGGUAUUGUUGCAUAUCGCCUCUCCGGAGCUAAACGGGACAGUGCUAUGAGGACUCUCCCCAAAAGCAAAACUUGCGAGGUGUACUGCGUCUCCGGGCAUGGACACUCAGGCUGCUCCGCUGCACAGGGAGAGGGGGAGUUGAAGGAGCCCACCCAGUCACUGAGCCCCCCCACGAAGCCUGAGGAUCAGGCGGAGAAGAAGGUGGAGGGGGGGCGAGCUGCAGUCUGUGGCUCCUGGAGGAGAUGGAUAUUAGGUCUCCUGCCUUUCUUUCCCUUUGCUACUGCCAUUGCACUGACUCUCCACUUCUUAACAUCUCCACCCUCCUCAGUGUUCUUCCUCGGUGGCAGCGUGGAGUUCUCAAACCUGAGCUUCUCCUCAGAGCUGACUAACUCCACCUCCCCUCAGUUCCGCCUGCAGGCUCAGGCUUUGAACCAUUAUUUCUCAGAACUCUACGAGUCCUCGCCAUGGAGCUCUUACUACCUGCGCUCAGGAAUUACUGCCUUCAGUGAAGGAGCAGAAGGGCUGAAUGUCUUCUACUGGAGUAAAUUCUCCGCCCCUGACGAUGUUGCAGAGGCCAUCCGGGGGUCCAGCCCAGAAAGGCUGCAGCGCAAGCUUCCUGGCAGCAACAAGGUGCUGCGGGACAGCCGCAACGAGCAGCGCUAUUACAUGGAGCAAGAUGACGACAUGCUCCACCUGCUGGGUUUGGACCCUGAUGACUUUGAAUCAGAAGAAAAAUCAGACAAAAGUAAGAAUCCGAACAGCAUCCAGAGUGGGAAGUGGCAGCUUGGAUUCCAAGCGAUGUCCUUUGACCUCUAUGCCAAAUAUGGCAGCAACCGCACCCUGAGCCUCGUGAGUCCCAAGAAACCGUACUACCAGUGGCGUCUGCGCGUGCCCUCGGGUCAUGUGGUUCGACUGGUGGUCCUCACCCUGCACGGCGCCACGCCGGGAAGCUGCACCGCCCACAAACUCUCGGCCUACGACUUCUUACUCCCAUUACAGAACAAGAUAAUCGCAAGGUGGUGUGGGCUGCCUAUUUCGGGUUCGUCCCCUGUCAUGAAGCUGACCUCCUCUGGUAAUGUGAUGUUGGUCACCUUCUCGUUCAGCAGACAGAGGGAUGGAGCAAUCUUCAAAGCUUACUUCCAAGCCAUCCCAAAAGCAGGUUGUGGAGGGUCAAUUUCCUCCUGGAACGGCUCUAUAACCUCCCCCUACUACCCCUCCUAUUACCCUCCUAACAUAGACUGCACCUGGACGCUACGGGCGCCGUUGCCGGGAUACCUGAUCUCCAUCACGAUUGUGACAAUGGACAUUCAGGAUUCGUCAUCAGACGGAUGUGAGAAAGACUGGCUGGACAUCGGAGGGGUCAAACUGUGUAAUCCUGUGUCAGACAGCAGCAAAAGGCGAGUCUACACCUUUCCUCUCUCCCUACAUUUCCAUUCGGAUGAAUCUAUCACUCACAAGGGUUUCUACUUGCUCUACCGAGCCUUCUCUCCAGAGGGCACCUGUCCUCGCCAGUUUCGCUGUGGAGAUGGACGCUGUAUCCCUCUGAGGAAGGUGUGUGAUGGCGUGAAGGACUGCUCAGAUGGACGGGACGAGGUUAAAUGCUCAUCCUGCAGGCCAGGUGAAGUGCUGUGUGGGAACGGCCAGUGUAAGCCUCAAAGCUCUCAGUGUGUGAGCCAGAGCACCUGUGCAGACAGCAGUGAGGAGGGCACCUGUGGAGGUAAAUGUCACCACGUGUGUCCCAACAAGGUCUGUUUGCCAAAGUCUUCAGUGUGUGAUGGUGUUAUUGACUGCAAAGACCGUAGCGAUGAACUCAACUGUACCAGAGCGUACCUUAAAGGCUGUUCCUCAUCCUCAUACAAAUGUGCCAAUGGAAAGUGUGUAAGUAAGGUUAACCCUGAGUGUGACGGAGUCAAAGACUGCUUUGACGGCUCUGAUGAACUGCGCUGUGGCUGUGGCACCAGGCCCAGGAAGCGUACUAAGAUAGUGGGUGGCUCUGAUGCUGGGACGGGGUCGUGGCCGUGGCAGGUCAGCCUCCAGAUGGAUCGAUACGGACAUGUCUGUGGAGCCACGCUGGUCGGCAGCCGCUGGCUCAUCUCUGCAGCUCACUGCUUCCAAGACUCAGAUGCCAUUAAAUACUCAGAUGCCCGUGCAUGGCGGGCCCACAUGGGAAUGCGUGUGAUGACAGGAAACAACGGUGCAGCUACCAGGCCGAUCCGCCGCAUCCUCCUCCACCCACAGUACGACCAGUUCACCUCCGACUACGACAUCGCCCUUCUCGAACUCAGCGCUCCUGUGUUCUUCAAUGACUUGGUGCAGCCCGUGUGCGUCCCCGCGCCCUCACACACCUUCACAACAGGGACAAACUGCUACGUCACAGGCUGGGGGGUCCUCAUGGAGGACGGUGAACUGGCCUCUCGUUUGCAAGAGGCCUCAGUGAAGAUCAUCAACAGGAACACUUGUAACAAGCUGUAUGACGAGGCGGUCACUCCCAGGAUGCUGUGUGCUGGAAACCUGCAGGGAGGGGUGGACGCCUGCCAGGGUGACUCAGGAGGUCCGUUGGUGUGUCUGGAGCGAGGCAGGCGGUGGUUCCUGGCGGGCAUCGUGAGCUGGGGUGAGGGCUGUGCAAGGCAGAACCGUCCUGGUGUCUACACGCAGGUGGUCAAGUUCACUGACUGGAUCCAUCAGCAGACUAAAGGACAGGUGUGACUGAACACCACACUGACAUUAAAAAAACAAAAAGACAGACAACACACAGGAUGAAGGUUUCAGACCUGGAGUCCAUCUUCAGACGGUUGUCAUGCUUACAUGACAACACAUUCAGUCCGGUUUUGGGAGUGUGUCCAAGGCAAGUGGCCAACAGGGGCAUCAUACAUGCUCCACAUCAACCAGCUUCCUUAUAUUGUCCAAACACUAGUGGCUAUGUUGACAUGCACAAAAAAUCUGUACUUGCUACACAUAAAUGUUAUGAUGUGUUCACACCAAAUGCAAAGCAGGUGUGAACAAUGCAUCCAUUUCUUUCUGUCUCCCACCAUGGCUGAAAUAACCACUAUUGCUGCUUUGUACCUGUUGUGGAAGUUUCAGAUAUGUUGGAUAAUCAAAAGCUGACAUGUCUGGGUUCAUAAUAUCAUCUACAAGACAAGAUUUCCACAAGACAGACAAGCAAACAACUUUUAAAAUCCUUGUUUUCUUAAUGCAGUUUGGAUAGAUCAGGGCCAUGGUAUGCAGGAGAAUCUCAGCACUGAUUGGCUUCCGUGAAACAGCGUUAUGUAACUGUCUCGUCGAGUUGAAAGAACUUAACUUACAAAAAUACACAAAUGACAUGUUGGGUCUGAACAUGCCAUGAAAAUGAGGUUGGAUUACCUUAUACAUAUUACACAAUACCCAAUUACUUUCUGUUACAGAAUCCUUGCACAUGAUAUUUUACAUAAAAACACUCUUAUUAGCUUUAAAUUUUCACUGUCUGCACAAAUUCCACCGGUGGUUCAGUAUUUACUGCUCUGCAGUUGCUCUACAAUUUUAACAGAGCAAUGCUUAAGUCUCAAUCAGAUGGAGGUCAAGCCAAAGUGCAUCAACUAACCAGGUUAUCCUGUGCAUGUAAAGGUAGCCAAUUACUUCCUGUUUUCCUCCCCUCCCUCCUCUUCCUGUCACAGCUACAUUUUUCACUACAAAGCUGGUGACCAUGUCAGGUUUUGCCAACAAAAAUCACACCAGUCCUUUUAUUGAAUGUGGAAAGAGUUCUCUCCCCACGCUCAUGUAACCAUAUAUAUUUGCCCUCAUCUACAUUUGUCCAUGUACUGUAUAUGUAUGUAUGUUUAAGAGUUGUUAUUGUACUGUAUGUGUAUGUAUGUGCAUUUGUAUAUCAUGAGUUUAUAGCGUUGUUUUCAAUAUAUUCUGUAAUAGUAGAGAAGUGAAUAAUCCCUCAAUAUGAGGUGAUAAUAUAUUUUGCAUUUCAGUUUUACUGUGAUUUAAUUUAUCUUCGUGGUGCCUCUGUUAUACCUUAUUCUCCGUCGACAGCAUGGUCACAGCUCACCUUACAACCAUGAUGCAGUUGAUGCAAGAUUGUCAGGAGUGACCCCGAUACCAAUUGUUUUACAUGCAGACACACUUGCAUGUUCCCAUAUUUCCUGCAGUCCCUUCUCAUUCAGCUGACAUCACCACCCAGUGGUAGCGUACUAUGACAGCACGCUCCUGGAUCUCAAACAUGUAAAAGCCUCCACCACCUCUUACAUAGGAGCGAAACACACAGACUUAUUGUUGUUUUCUUAUGCAUCUUUUUUGUAGUUUUUAUGUCUCAUUAUGGUUGUUUUGUUCCUUUUCCUAGUUGUUGUGAGUCAUUUUGUGUCUCUUUGCAGCUGUUUUUAUCUCUUUUGUCUCUUGUUGCUGUCUCUUUGUAGUCUUUCGUGUCUUUUUGUUGUUCUUAUGUUUUUUUAUGGUCAUUUAGUCUCUUCCUGGUUGGUACAUGUCUCUUCAAGUGACAUCUUGUAGUUGAAGCUUUGGGCCCCUGAGCCUGUUUGGGCCCCUGAGCUAGUUCUUAUACGUCUUUUUUGUAGUUGUUGUGUCUCAUUAUGGUUGUUUUGUUCCUUUUCAUAGCUGUUGUGCGUCUUUUUGUGUCUCCUUGCAGCUGCAACAUGUCCAUUUGUGUGACAUAUUGUAAGUGAAGUCCAAAGGGGACCUGAAGCUUUGUUGCCUUGUAGGUCCAUUCAGUAAUCCAUCCGUGCCAGUGGCCUGAGAGAGUGAUGAAACAAAACAUGCAGUUUGCACC